Lactuca sativa (garden lettuce) is the source of this 1014-nucleotide messenger RNA. RefSeq lists its product as uncharacterized. NCBI's taxonomy places the organism in Eukaryota, Viridiplantae, Streptophyta, Magnoliopsida, Asterales, Asteraceae. The record is from RefSeq and is a predicted model, not a curated record. Gene Ontology annotation, molecular function: zinc ion binding.
AUGAAAGGACCAUUCCCUGGUCAGGUUCUUACAAUAGUUGGUCUAGAUUCCAACAAUGAAAUUUAUCCCUUGGCCUAUGCAAUUGUUGAGUCUGAAAACACAGUUAGCUGGAAGUGGCUUUUAGAAAACCUUGGGGAUGACUUGGAGCUUGGGAGCAACUCAAACUAUACUUUCAUAAGUGACGGGAAAAAGGGAUUACAAAUUGCAGUUGAUCAAUUGUUUCCCAAUGCUGAGCAUAGGUAUUGUAUUAGACAUAUUUAUGACAAUAUGAGAAAGAAGUGGGGGCAAACUGAGUACAGGGACCAUUUAUGGAGGUGUGCAUCAGCAACCACCGUUCUUGAGUUUGAGCAUUUGAUGAGGGAGUUUAGUGAUUAUGAUAAGGAGGCAUGUCAAUGGUUGAAGCAGAUACCUCCUGUACAUUGGGCAAGGAGAAGAGUUGUUUCUGAUGUGUUGAUUUCAAACAUGUGUGAAGUGUUUAAUGGGAAGAUAGAGAAAGGCAGGGACAAACAUGUAAUUUCAUGUUUAGAGUUCAUUAGGGAGUAUCUAAUGAAGAAGAUAUGUAAUGUCAUGAAGGAAAUGAAGAAGGCUAAAGGUCCACUAACAACUACAGCAACAGACAUCCUAGAUGCAAGGAAAAAAGGUGUUUCACAAUAUAUUGUUAGGUGGAAUGGGGCAAACAAGUAUCAAGUCACUGGAGCAUUGCAAGAUCAGCAUGUGGUGGAUGUUAGGAACCAAACUUGCACUUGCAGAAAGUGGGAAUUAAUGGGAAUACCUUGCAGGCAUGUAAUUGCAACUCUGAAUGAAAUGAGCAAAGACCCUGAGGCUGAGCUUGACAUUUACAAGUGGGUACACGAGGUGUAUUGGUUAGAGACAUGGCAAAAAGCUUAUUCAUUUAAGGUGGAACCAAUUAAAGGGAGACCCAUGUGGCCUAAAAGUAAUUGUCCAACAAAGCUAAUCCCUCCUCCACGUCGCACUCAGGUGGGAAGGCCUAAGAAAAAAAAUAAGACAAAGUAA